UUCCUACGAAAUGGAAUGAAUUCCUCUUGUUGCAUAAGGUUUUUUAAUGGUCUCUUCACAUAUAAUGAUCAGGUUCUCGAUGGCAAGCCAUACAAUAGAAAGUGCGACGUGUACAGCUUUGGCAUUUGCUUAUGGGAGAUCUACUGCUGUGACAUGCCAUAUCCCGACCUCAGUUUUGCUGAUGUUUCUUCUGCUGUUGUCCGUCAGAAUCUAAGACCAGAUAUUCCGAGAUGCUGUCCAAGUGCUCUGGCAAACAUUAUGCGAAGAUGUUGGGAUGCAAAUCCGGAUAAAAGACCCGAUAUGGACGAGGUUGUGAAGCUUUUGGAGGCAAUUGAUACCGAUAAAGGACGUGGUAUGAUUGCUGAGGACGAGAAAGUUCGGUGCUGUCCUAUGUUCUUUUCGAGUAAAGGGCGGUAACUCCUGAUUCUUUUGAAGUAUGAACCCUAAUUUUCUCUUUUCUUUUCCUUGGUUAUUGUCAUUUGAGGAGCUUAUACAGUGGCUUUCUUUACAUGGACUUUGUCUUGGAAUUUAUUGGUGGUUCAAGCUUACAUUGCUUGUUUAUCUUUUGGAUUGUUUGGGGGUAUUUAAAUUAUAUCUCUGAUGAGAAUGAUACUGUUCUUGUAAAUGGUUUUAUCCUCCAUUGUUAAUAAAGUUUGUCAGGUGUGACUUUCUUGAUA
Molecule: messenger RNA, 677 nt
Organism: Asparagus officinalis (garden asparagus)
Lineage: Eukaryota; Viridiplantae; Streptophyta; Magnoliopsida; Asparagales; Asparagaceae
Product: serine/threonine-protein kinase HT1-like
Exons: 2
Coding region: 16-417 (133 amino acids)
Biological process (GO): protein phosphorylation
Cellular component (GO): plasma membrane
Molecular function (GO): ATP binding; protein tyrosine kinase activity
Source: RefSeq, a predicted model, not a curated record